Tarenaya hassleriana is the source of this 1831-nucleotide messenger RNA. Its product is annotated as protein ROOT PRIMORDIUM DEFECTIVE 1. The coding region runs from base 252 to 1733 and encodes 493 amino acids. Gene Ontology annotation, molecular function: RNA binding. NCBI's taxonomy places the organism in Eukaryota, Viridiplantae, Streptophyta, Magnoliopsida, Brassicales, Cleomaceae. The transcript has 2 exons. The record is from RefSeq and is a predicted model, not a curated record.
GGAAUUUACAUGCAUAGGGACCUUUUUGCGCCAAAGUAAAAUAUGGUGCUCUUUCUGCACGAAAGUAAAAUAUGGUAACGCGAUUUUGGAAAGUCACUCGUUUCGAAAGCCAGAGUUUCCUCCAUUUCCCGACGACACAACAGCUUCUGCACCGUCUCGCUCUCGUGUUUUCUGCUGAUUCUGCUCAUCUGCAAGUGUUGGCUCAAAGAAGAAGAUCAGAGGAAGAUGAUUUUCUGAGAGGAUAGAUUGCGAUGGCUGCAACACCAUUAAUUCCAUUCAUUGACAAAGGUUUCCUCUUUUCAAGGUUCAUUCCAUCACUACCUCUUGAUGUUGGAAGAUCUAGAGCAAGCAGUAAAACCAGUUCCAAGAAACUUGGAAGUCUCUCGUUGGACAUUUCAUGUUCGGCCAACAAGAUUGUACGAAGUCCAUCCCUAGACAGACAUGUAGUGAAGCAGAACAAGAUUCGGUUUGUUCAGAAGCUGAAAACACUGUUACUCUCCAAACCAAAAUAUUUCAUACCGAUUCAGAUCCUCUACAAAUGCCGGUCCUAUCUCUCCCUUGAAUGUUCACGGUCCAUUCUUCCCAUGAUCCGUCGGUAUCCUUCCAUUUUUGAACUCUUUACAAUACCGAUACCACCUUUGCCUAUAAAUGCCACUAAACCAUUGUCUCAGCUCUGUGUUCGUCUGACUCCUGCUGCAGCUUCCCUUGCAAUGCAAGAAUUAAAGCAUCGGUCUGAAAUAUCUGAUAAAUUGGCAACUAAGCUUCAGAAGCUUCUAAUGUUGUCAUCCCAUCGCAGGUUGCUUUUGUCUAAGCUCGUUCAUCUCGGCCCAGAUCUCGGUCUCCCCCCUAACUUCCGGUCCCGACUUUGCAAUGACUAUCCCGAAAAGUUCAAGACCAUAGAUACAUCAUAUGGGCGAGCACUCGAGCUUGUCUCAUGGGAUCCUGAAUUAGAGAAACCAAUGCCAUCUCCUGAUGUUGAUCGGGGAUUGAUAGUUGAUCGCCCUUUGAAAUUCAAGCGUCUGAGACUCCGGAAAGGGUUGAACUUGAAGAGACGGCACCACGAUUUCUUGAUAAAAUUUAACGAUUUUCCCGAUGUAUGUCCUUACAGAACAUCAUCAGAAAGCCUAGCAAAAGAGUCCAUAGAGGCAGAGAAGAGGGCAUGUGCUGUUGUGAGAGAGGUGUUGGGUUUAACAGUUGAGAAGAGGACUUUGAUUGACCAUUUGACGCAUUUCAGGAAGGAUUUCGGGCUACCAAAUAAGAUAAGAGCAUUGGUAGUGAGGCACCCAGAACUCUUCUAUCUGAGCCUGAAAGGCAUGAGGGACUCUGUAUUUCUUGUGGAAGCAUACAAUGACAAAGGCGAGCUCCUAGAGAAAGACGAGACAUUGGUUAUAAGAGAUCGGUUAAUAGAACUUGUUCAAGAAGGAAAGAGAAUGAGGCGUGAGCGGAGAAGGAGGAAAGCCGCCAAGGAGAAUGGCAUUGAUGAUGAUGAUGAUGAUGAUGAUGAUGCCAUCAUUGUCGAUUAUGUUAGUGAUAUGGAUGAUGAGUAUGAUGAUGGAUUUGAGAAUCUGUUUGAUUCGGAAGAUUCAGGUGUGGAAUAUCAUUUUGAAGAAGACGACGACAAUGAAGAAGGCUUAUGGGCACAAAAUCAUGGUGAAAGUGAAGAGUAUUGGAUCAGAGAGUUUUCUUCUUCUGAUAAUAGGAAUACUGUAGGAGGGAGUGUUGAGUCUUGGUGAAGUGACUUUGGUGGUGAAGUGACUUUGGGGGGUUAUUGUACAAAUACACAUUGUGUAAUUCAAAGUUGCAUUUGAUCACAUUUACAAAUUUGUUUCUU